This is a messenger RNA of Gymnodraco acuticeps, 2699 nucleotides long. It is a transcript of the gene rab34a, whose product is annotated as RAB34, member RAS oncogene family a. NCBI's taxonomy places the organism in Eukaryota, Metazoa, Chordata, Actinopteri, Perciformes, Bathydraconidae. Gene Ontology annotation, molecular function: GTPase activity; GTP binding. The transcript has 12 exons. The record is from RefSeq and is a predicted model, not a curated record. Gene Ontology annotation, biological process: phagosome-lysosome fusion; endocytosis. The coding region runs from base 1265 to 2068 and encodes 267 amino acids.
CCUCAUGGUUCUCAGAUAAAUGUGUUGGUGUUUGACAGAAGUGGGCUGAAUCGGGAUCUUCCUGCCAUUAACAGUCUGAUAACUGAGCAUCACGAGAAACCUUACACAAUUAACAGGCAGCGGCACAAUCAAGACUGAUGUUGAUUUUUAUCACCAGUAGCCUAGUAAUGUGGAGUGAGAGCAGAGGACUGCCAAUGUGUGUAGCUUCCUUGCAAAACAGUUAGACCUUUUUUAGAAUCAAUCUAUUUCUUUAUUUUCUUCUCUUCCUCUUCUGUCCUUAACUUAAAGUGGACAUACUUGGAAGAUAAUGUUCUCAAAUGUGUAUUUCUAUUUAGAUGUCUUGUAAGUGAAAAUACUAGCAUCAGUGAACUUUAAAUGCUAAUAUCCUAAUCACGCCAUAAUUCAUUUGUGCUGGCAGUGUCAUUCAAAUUAAAAACCUAACGAUUAGUACAUUUCAUUUUCUAUUUCAGCCAAAUGCCAAGAAAUGGACAGACAGAUUAUGAAUGUGCUGCAGUGCAUUUACCACAGUGCCUUUACAAAAAGAACAAGGUAAAGAUACAGUGCAUACUGAUAUCUGUGUUCUUUUGCAAAUGCUGGACAACGUCUCUGGUACUUCUACUUUUACUGAAGUACAAGAUCUGAGUACUUCUCCCACAUCUGUCUCAGUGCGACACCUGUGUUGUUUAAAAAAAAAAAGAGGGUUAGAGCGCCCUCUACUGUCGACACGUGUCAUUGACGGACAGGAAACUGAAAAAGUUAGAAUAGGUUUUCAUUUCCCCCCCUUUUUUGUAAAAGCAAGCACAUGCAGACAAGUUUAAACAUAUGACAUCGUGUAACAACAGUAACAACAUGAUACUGGCAAACAAACGUAAAAUUAAGGAAGGAAACGGUAAAGAUGCAAAAGGUUUUUUAUUUCCUUGUUCUCCCGAGUAUUCCUCAUUUCCUCCAGCAGGGGAGCGGGCAGAGGACAUCUGGGAGGAAAGAAAAGAAAAUCUGAGUCAGCAGCAGAGGCGGCUUCAGUCUGCUUCUCAACUCUACUUCCGCGGACCGAUUUAAGCUCAUAUCUCCAUAAAAUACCACUUUAAUGCUUAUCAAUGAGCCUGCAGGAGUCUACAUUACUCUAAGAAGCAUCUGUGGAGGGAAAGACAAAACCGAGGCUCAGAAGAGAGGAGAGCCUGUCUGAGGAGCUUGAUGAAGCAGAGGAUUAAAGCAGAUCUCGACACUCACCACAUGUCCCUCUGAUAAAUAAUUACCUCGAAGCUUCAUGUCCGUCCGAAUUUCAGCCAUGAGUGUUCUUCCUCCUGUUCGAAAGGACCGUGUCAUUGCUCAGCUCCCUCAGUGUUUCAGGAAAGAGGCUGCUUUCCACACAAAGGAGGAUUUCAACAACAAAGUGAAGACGGCGUGUCAGGAGCAACGCACCGGCACUGUGGGCAGAUUUAAAAUCUCCAAGGUGAUUGUUGUGGGUGACCUGGCUGUGGGGAAAACCUGUCUGAUUAAUAGAUUUUGCAAGGAUGCUUUUGAUAAAAACUACAAGGCAACGAUCGGUGUGGACUUUGAGAUGGAGCGCUUUGAGGUGCUGGGUGUUCCUUUCAGCCUUCAGCUCUGGGACACUGCAGGCCAAGAGAGGUUCAAGUGUAUUGCUUCUACGUACUACAGAGGAGCCCAGAUUGUGAUUAUUGCGUUUGAUGUAACUGACAUCGCCUCUUUGGACCAUGUGAGGCAGUGGCUGGAAGACGCCCUGAAAGAGAACGACCCCACCGCCGUCCAGCUGUUCAUCGUGGGCACAAAGAAAGACCUGAGCUCUCCUGCUCAGUAUUCUCAGAUUGAACAAGACGCCCUCAAAUUAGCACAAGAGAUCACAGCAGAGUAUUGGGCUGUGUCCUCGCUGACAGGGGAAAACGUCAAAGAGUUUUUCUUUCGAGUUGCAUCGUUGGCAUUCGAGACCAAUGUUCUGGCCGAGUUGGAAAAGAGUGGGCCGAGGCAAAUUGGGGGCAUAGUCAGGAUAAACAGCACGCCAAGCAAUGUGAAUGCUUCAACAAAGAAGAAACAGCCAAACUGCUGUCAGUAAGGAUGUUUGAAGGGGGGUAAAGACUGAAAAUAAGAAAAAAGGCUGGAGGGAUUUCUGUGGUGAAAGCAGGAGGAGGACGCUGGAAUUUCUACUUCCUGACAUCAGUGGGUUCAGUUUUUCCUGGCCUAGAAAUAGUUUUCCUCUGUGGGAUGUAGAUUCUUGUGGUGUUGCUCGUGAACGUUAAAGUUACACAGCAAUUACACAAAACUGACUGGUACUGCAGAAAUGCCAAAGAGAGACUGGAUGUUUUUUUUUAAACAUGGGAGAGUGUGGAUGCUUAGAAAUUAUUUUGAGCUGCUGUAGUUUGUUUAAUAGUUUCAUAGAUUUUUCUUCACAAUAAUACUCUGAUUUACCUUAACGUAUGUUAAAUGGCCUUUUUUAAUGUGGUACUUCAAGUGUUUUCAUAAUGUCAUAGAUUUUCCCAACCUUACUGUAGGACGUAAGAAUAGAUCACAGGAAAAUAACAUGAUAUUUUUUAAUCUACAGUAUUUGCUUCAUAGGUACUUCUGCUUGUUUAAAAUCAAAUCAAUGAUUGCAUUUGAAUGAUAUUAUCAACAACUGAAACAGUGGGUACAAAUAUUGUAUUCAUGGUAUGUUUAACAUGUAAUAAAUAUAUAUGUUUGAAAAAUAA